Periophthalmus magnuspinnatus is the source of this 3617-nucleotide messenger RNA. It is a transcript of the gene kcnj10a, whose product is annotated as potassium inwardly rectifying channel subfamily J member 10a. Lineage: Eukaryota; Metazoa; Chordata; Actinopteri; Gobiiformes; Gobiidae. Bases 556 to 1866 code for a protein of 436 amino acids. Gene Ontology annotation, cellular component: plasma membrane. The transcript has 7 exons. Gene Ontology annotation, molecular function: inward rectifier potassium channel activity. The record is from RefSeq and is a predicted model, not a curated record. Gene Ontology annotation, biological process: regulation of monoatomic ion transmembrane transport; potassium ion import across plasma membrane.
CCAAAACAGCCUUAAGCCUCUAACCGUGAGCAGGGGUGAAGAGAGGAUGCAGAUGUCCGCUCUGGAGGCCCCAGUGUAGAUUCAUGUGUGUGUGCCCCCUGCUGGUGGACGGUAGAGUCGCCUCUCGUCAAAACAGGAAUCAGGACAGCUCUAAAUACAGCUGACUGUUGCCCUUUAAGGAAGGGGGUCCCGGAGGAGUGGACGCCAUAAGUAGACCUUUCCAGAGACUUGGAGAGCUCAAUUGCGAGCAGCAGAACAAGAAGACUGAAGUUUGAUAUCGAGCUAUUACAUAAUGACACAGAGAGCCAGCUAGACCGGUCAGUGCCAGGCGUUCAACCCAGAAAGCAACAUUCAAAUUGACAGUAAUGAGACGUUUGCGAUGCUAAAACAAAAUGGAAAAUAAAAUGAAGAAAUGGCUUUGAAGAAUUGCAAUUUCUGAAGAAGAGAUUUGUUGUUGACACAUGGUGCUAACUGGACAGUGACAUCGGAGCCAGUCGACAAGUUUGCAGGUUUUGUGGUCCAAAACAUCUUAAAAAGCCAAUCACUGCUUCAACCAUGACCUCAGCCACACCCCCAUCCUCUGAAGGCUCCUCCCCCCAAAAGGUGUGCCACUCCCAGACCCAAACAGACAUCACUAAACCUCUGCUGGGACCCCCGGGCGGGACGGGGGCCAACACAGGGACCAACGGGACCAAUGGAACAACCGGGGUGAACGCACUGAGGAGGAGGCGCAGAGUCCUGUCCAAAGAUGGCCGCAGUAAUGUGUGCAUUGAGCAUGUGAGCGGCCGGGGGGCGCUCUACCUGCGCGAUCUAUGGACCACCUUUUUGGACAUGCAGUGGAGAUACAAGUUCUUCCUAUUCGCAGCCACAUUUGCUGGGACGUGGUUUGUGUUUGGGAUCCUCUGGUAUCUCAUCGCUUUGGUGCAUGGAGACCUACUGGAGUUCGACCCCCCGUCUAACCACACCCCAUGUGUAAUGGAGGUGAAGACACUGACCGGAGCCUUCCUGUUCUCUCUGGAGUCUCAGACCACCAUUGGCUAUGGUUUCAGGUGCAUCACAGAGGAGUGUCCUGCUGCCAUAGUCCUGCUCAUCUUCCAACUUGUGCUCACCACCAUAAUGGAGAUCUUUGUCACUGGCACCUUCCUCGCUAAGGUUGCUCGCCCAAAGAAGCGAGGAGAGACGGUGAAAUUCAGUCAACAUGCAGUUGUGUCCAGUCACGAAGGACAGCCCUGUCUUAUGAUCAGAGUAGCCAAUAUGCGCAAAAGUCUGCUGCUCGGAUGCCAGGUGACUGGUAAGCUGCUACGCACCUCCCUAACCAAAGAGGGUGAGACUGUGCGCUUGGACCAGAGGAACGUGCCCUUCAGCGUAGACACCUCAAGCGACAGCCCCUUCCUCAUCAUCCCCCUCACCUUCUACCACAUCAUCGACCACCACAGCCCGUUACAAGCAUGGGCCGCUAAAGGUGGUGGUUGGACCGACCCUGAGCUCGCUGACUUUGAGUUGCUGGUGAUUUUGAGCGCUACCAUCGAGCCCACCUCUGCCACCUGCCAAGUCCGGACGUCCUACCUCCCAGACGAGAUCCUGUGGGGCUAUGAGUUCCCUCCUGUGGUCUCCCUCUCCCCCACUGGAAAAUAUGUGGCUGAUUUUGCCUUCUUUGACAAAGUAGCCAAAACGAAAAGCCCUCCUCCUUUUUUCAAACAAGCUCUACCACCAAGUCCCAAAUCUCAAACCAGAGGCAGCAAAGAUGGAGGAGCAGACCCAGAGAAAAUGCGCUUGGAGGAAAAAUAUCGUGGAGAGGAGAAAGGGAAAGAUAGAGGACGUAUUCGAGACAGUAGCCCACUCAGUGUUCGAAUCAGUAAUGUUUGAAAAGAAAGAUAUCAAAAAAUUUAGCAACAAAACUGAAACAGGAAAUGAAAAAGACAGCUGCUGAAAUUAUUUUAAAAAUUUUCUAAACUGGACCAAAACCACGUCACGUAAAAGACACAAAUGCCGUUUUGCAAAUCUUACUCUAAAUGUCAAUGUAAAUAAUAUAAGGCGUCACAACGGACACACUCUACAGGCUACACAAGAGGACUGGACAUAGAAACACCCUUUAAGUUGUGCAAGGAAGAAGUUUGACUAAUUUUGAUUUUGUUGUGUGGCUACAUUAUUAAGGUCAACAUAGAUAAAGAUGAGGAUUACAUAUCAAAUUCAUUGGCUGCAGAGUUGCCAAGAUGGAUGAAGGUUUGAUAAUAUUACUGGGGUAAGUGGGAAUCAAAAUUCAACCCAUGUUUAAGCUGUGGAUCAUCCAAAUAGUUAAAACAAUUGUUUUCCAAAGUGUAAAUGUUUGUUAAAGCCCUGUUUAAUUAUACAUCAAUGGGCCAGAUAACAAGACACAGAUUGAUUAAAUGUUGUGGUGGUGUACAAAUGAUAAUAAUGCUUUGCCUAGAAUGUUCCACAGUAUGCCAUUAAACGUAUUUAUCUCCAUGGAUUCACAAGCCCACUCACAGGAGUAAUGCACGUUUUCAAGGUAUUUUGAGCAAUAAAAACAACUGUAAUUGAAUAAAUGCAAAACAGAUAAGUUUAAUGCUAUGCUAUGGAAUAGUCUAGGCAUUACAAGCAGGUGGCAGACCCUCAACCUGAAAAGUUACAUAGAGCACCUUUAACUAGUUUGGAGGCAUCAUGGAUUUUUUUUCCCCUGGGAUCCAGAAUACACACUUCGUCAAUACUUUACAAAGAUGUGAGUCUGGUCACUGGGGAAUCUCUCUGAGUUCAGAUGGACAUGAUUGACAGGUGGAUUAGCCAGUCAGAGAAAUGCAUGGUCUGUCCGUAUCAAAACAAAUACAGCUGCUUAUGAGGGGGAAAAAAAAGACAAAAUCUGAGGUGAGAGAAAUGCCAUUUUGUUUGUAAAUGAUAGAUGACCAAUGAGCUCCUUUGUUUCACAUGCGUCACUGAAAAAAAACAAAUCUGAUUGCAUGAUCGUGUUUGGUUCUGGGGUUGAGACCAGACUGAUAGCCCUGUGUAUAAAAAAUACAGAGAGAUAUCAAGGAUUUUAUAUGAGGGAUUGUCAAAAUGUGUCAGAUGGAGAACAAGGGAAACCACUUGGGUAUAUAAACACAUGGCAGCUCUAACAACAGAAACUAAGCUACAUCUAUGAAGAAAAUUACACACAACUUUUGAUAAAACCUGGGCAUUUCAAUACUGUAACAUGUUAUGUGACAGGCAAAUACAUUAUUGACGAUAGUGGGCAUGACUGACGAGUUUCUAUGCUUGGACACUAUUCGAACUGCCUACCCAUGUUCAAGAUGUUUUUUUAACAAGGGAUCACAAAACCACAUGGUACUACUGUAUAUUAUUGUAUUAUGUACUAAGUAACAACUUCUAACAUUGCACUAGAAAUGAUCAUGAAUGUUAGUCAAAUAACAAUACUAAGCACUUUAACUUUGUACUUGUGAACCAUUUUGAUGAAAAGGUUUUACUAACUUUUUUAAUAAUUGCACUGUAAGAAGUGAUAUUAUUUUGGUUAUAUUGUGCCUACUGUAUGCAUUUAAGCAUACUCAUUUCUCUGUAUAUUAUGUAAAUUACAGUCAGUUUUAAUAUUUAAUACAGUGCUACACACCUUUUAUGUAGGUGAAUAU